UCGUUGCUCCCGUAAUGAAAUGGAUCUCUUCCCUCGACAACUCCUGCACUCCCCUCUAGUACCGUGGAAUGGUUUGACCCGUCCUGCACGAUGAGACACUGACAACAAAGAAAGCACAUAGAGAGUGCUUUAAGAGGAGGGAGCAGGAUGUAAACACAGGGGGAAAAGAGGGGUGCUUUGCGGUUUUUUAAUUCCAUUUCCUGGACUAUUAUGGGCGAUCAAUACUGCAUGAGGCGUUUUCGAGUGGACAGACACAAUAUUACACGUGUGGAUGAGAGGAGUUGAGAGCCGUGUGACGUUUUCCUGGAGUUGUUCUUCUCCGGGUUGGCAUGCAUGCAUGCAGUGGGGGUGAAAUGGGGUCAUUUUCAAGCUGACCAAGAAGACGAGGAUGAUUCUCCCGUUGGUUCUCUUUCAUGGACAAUGCAAGAAACGCUCGACUAUGUUUUUUGAUUAGUUUCCCACAUCUCAAUGGGUGAGGCCCACUGAUAAAGAACACCCCCAAACAACCUCUCCAUCCCUGACCCGCAGAGUCCUCCCGUCAAUGCUGGCUCCCCUCACAUCUGUCGACAUGGCUUCCACCAGCCAGCUGCUGGGUCUGGCCGAGCUGGGGCUGAAAUGUGACCAGGAGAUAGAGAGGCGAUAUGAGAUUGUGCCCUCUGUGGUCUGCUCCAUGAGCUGCCUGUUUGGAAUCGUCUAUUGCUUCUUUGGCUACAGAUGCUUCAAGGCCGUCCUGUUCCUCACAGGCCUCAUGUUCGGGUCUGUGGUCAUCUUCAUGCUGUGCUACAAGGAGAGGGUGAUGGACACUCAGCUCAGCAUUGAGGCAUCAGUGGGCAUCGGCCUCGGUAUUGGGACUUUGUGCGGCCUUGUGACAAUGCUGGUCCGCAGUGUCGGACUGUUCAUGGUGGGCCUGCUGCUGGGCCUGUUGGUUGGAGUGGCUUCAUUGGUGGUCAUGGAGGAAUUUUACCACCCAAGAACAGUCUGGGUUCCUCUGGGAAUCCUUCUGGGUUCUGGGACUCUGUUUGCUGUCCUCACCCUUCAGUGGCAGCGUUGCUUCGUGACCUUCUCCACCGCAACUUUCGGUUCGGCCGUCAUCACAAUCACGGUGGAUUACUUCACAGAGCUGUUCGCAAUGGUGCACUACGUCUAUGAGAGACUCAAGGUGGCACCCAAGAAGCCGGUCUGCUGGUUCACAUGGGUCAUCAUGGGGGUGUGGCCUGUCCUGGCACUGCUUGGAGUGCUGAUUCAGUGGAAAGUCACAGCAGAAGGUUUUUCUCACACGGAGGUGGUUUUGAGUCGACAACAAAGGAGGGUGCAGCUCAUGCGCAUCCGGCAGCGAGAAGAGAGGCUUAAAAAGGAGAAUGAGAACAAGAAGAAGAAACAACAAAACCAGAAGAGCAGCCAAAAGCAAAAGGCCAACGGUCAUCACCACCAGCAGUACCACCACCCGGGGACGUCUCACCCUCAUCACCCAAACCGAAGCACGCAGACCCCCAAAGUCCCUCCCCCUCAUACUGAGCCAGGCUUCCAUCGCAAGCCCAACCCCAAAAAGCGCAUUGAAGGAGAUGUGCUCUCACCGAGCUACAUCCGCAGUUUCAGGGACAGGCAAACAGACCGACGAGCGUACUCCCACAGUCGGAUGAUGAGCCGCUCCCGGAUGGCUGAACUUGACUAUGACUGUGGCUCUCAAGUGCCCCUCACAACUCCCUCUGCAGCGACAGUUCGUAUCUGAUGUGUGAAAAAGCACAAAUCCUUCCCAAAAACUAAAUUACAAAAACGCGUUGAGUGUGGUUUGGCACGUUCAAGGCUGUGUCCAUAUGGCCUUUGGCUUUUAAUUUAAAGCCGAAAUAGAACCUGAAGUACAGGAACUUAGCUGCAUUUUAAGUCAGCUUGUCACCUGUUUUCAUCAUCAAACAAAUAGCAUCAGAACCUGCAACAAAACUGUCAUAUUAUCUGACAUCCAUUAAAAUCAUGGUCUUUCCAAGUGCGGCUUUAAUUUAUGUCUGCUGCACUUUAGAUUUUGGCCCAAGGAGGUCAUAUUGAGUGACUUUUAAGGAAGCUCCUGCCACCUUCAGAAGUCGCCUUUGCUGAAAGCUUUCCCAAGGAGAAGGUUAAGUCUCCUCACUGGAAGAUGAACACAACACUUUUCACUGCCUGCUUUUUUUAUAUAUAUAUCAUAAAUCCCUCUGUAAGAGCUUAUGCUCUUAUCACAUCUAUUGACUGGUAGCUGUGUUAGUCCAACCAGCUCUAGUCCAUUGCAGAAAUAUGUACAUUUUCAGUCUUAUCUUUCUCAAAUGAAAACAUCCAUCCAUCUUCUUCACCGCUUACCUGGUUCAGGGGACCUGAAGCCCAUUCCUGAUGAUUUUGAGCGAAAGGCAAACAUGGCAUGUAUUGGUUGCCAGUCAAUCACAAGUACAUAUAUACAGACAUACAGACAUUCUCCGUUACUGAGUGACCAGGCAAGUGAACCACUACACUGUCGUCCACUCCUAAAAGGCUACCCUUUUUAAUCCCAAUAUCUUUUAAGUAGAGGUGGGACUUUAACACUAUAAUUAUGAUAGAUUAAUUACAGACAAAAUAAUUAGUUAAAAAAUUAACGCAUUUUUAUCUCAAUUGUCUUCCAAAUAACACGGAACUUUUGUCAGUGUACGAUUUCCCGGUACACCGAUUACACUGACGCGCAUAUCAGAGCUUGGCUACCAAAAUGGAGGAAUUGGUUGAAACAGCGAGGGCUGAUGGGAAAUUCACUGGCAAAGUGGCUUGCUCUGGUAGAAGAUAAAAAAGAAAAAUGUGCUACAGAUAGGCAGCGACAUGUGAUCCAACAUUUCAACUGCCACACGGAAACCAUUUAAAGCUAAUGCCUGUACUGUUCUGGAAAAAGAAAAAAAAACUGUCCUAAAAUGUCAAUUUAACUUUAGGUCUGUUUAAUUUUGGCCAGGGUUAUUUCUGCUGGUUUUUCAACUGGUUUGAAUUGGAAUGCAAUUAAAUGCAUUUUUCCAGAGUUAACAAUAUUCCCAUCUGUGUCAAUUAUUUGAUAGUCGUCCACUAAAACCCAUUUAAAUGUUGCUUUAUAGGACAAAUAUUUUUUUACAAUUAAAAUGUGAUUAAUCUAGAGUAAUUCAAAACAAAACCUCUAAUUAGUUAAUUUUACUAAUUAUCUUAGUCCCACCCCUACGUUUAAGUUCUAAAGAUCAUUGCCUAAUUUUUUUUUAUAGACAGAAACCAAUCCAUCGUUCCUAUUUUGACUCAUUUAAAUUAUAAAUGAACGAAUGCAGCUUCUCGCCAGAAGUCAGUUAAUUGUAACCUAAUGAGGACAAGCGCCGUAGAAAAUGGAUAGAUGUGGUUUUGUGGGUGAAUAUAUUCUUUGCUCAUUGUUAUUUGAUUUUCUUCUUCAAAUUCACUGACCCUGUUUAAGACCACAGCAAAGGUCUUUACACAAGCACACAAGCAGCGGUUGUUACUGUAUUUUACAGGCCCCAAAAGGAAACUGACUGCUCUGAUCAUGUUGUGCUGUUAAGGCAGACUACACACAACAGUGAACAAACAUGUAAUGAAGUCAAGUGUUACAGUGUUGGUGCAGACACACGAGCCCUUUGGCAAGUGAUGGAUUGUACCAAAUAUUGGCCUACGUGAGGGGGGUUUCUCUACCAAUGUAUGUAAAUGUAACUAUGUGAUGGUUUUUGUUGUUGUUUUUGUUUUUCUUUGGAAAAUACAUGAGUAAAUACCGUAAUUCUUAUAAAUACCACGAAUCCCAUCACGAUGGUGGUGAUGACAUUGAAAUUUGGUUCUAGAUGAGACUCGAGAUGGAAAGAAUUGCAAGGGCGCCCUCUAACGUUUGGAACUGGACUCUGUGUGUAUUCGUGUGGGACUUAUGUGCUGUCUUCUUGUGAUGCACAUCCAGAAAGCAGCAUUUUUAUGGUUUUAUUUUAACUUUGUAUUCGCUUUAUAGUUGUUACUUUCUUAUUGGGCCAUGAAACAAGAAGCCAUUGCUCAACUAAACAUAUAUAUAUUUAAACUUGUACCAAUUUUGGGUUUACAUCUUGUAGAUGUUUUAAUAAGAUAAAACGAAGGAUUGCAAAGACUAUAAUACUGAAGUGCCACAACAUGCAGUAUGUUGUGGUUGUGUUAAUCUUGGCAGGCUUUGCACUUCUUUGAGGGGUACACGUGCACUGUUACCCCUUUCAUGCACGAGUGUCUUAGUCGAACUGUUUUGUGUUUUCAUUGUGUCAGUGUGUCUAUGUGACAUGUGUUCUCGUGACAGUUUAGCAGUCAUAUUAGACUAAUUUCAAAAAGUGGUGAGUCCUGUCCAAAAACCCCAACCACGACAUACUGAAAAUGUUACUAAUUUACCCAGGAAAAAUCAAUAUUUUGCCAUCAUGUCAUUAUUUCAUCAUGCCAAUUAAUACAACCUGACAUCUUUUCAUAUCACACAAUACAUGCAUGUUUACUAUUAAUUACUAUUCUGCAGCAUUACUUUUUGUGCAAAAAUCCUACUAAAUUCUUGUGAGUGUAGGAUACGUGUAGGUGUUUCUGUUGAUUUGUGACAUGUAAUUUGAUUUGUAGGUCCUCAGCAUCAAAUGCAUUGAAAGGACAACAGGAUAUGUUCAACUUGUGACAUUCGCGCCGUUGUCCUUCCUUAUUCUUUGUCUUUUAUGUUUCACGUCUCCUCUCGUGUCUUUAUCAUCUCUGUUUAAUCUUUGCAGGAAAAGGGCUUUGAAAAAGAAUGAGAACAUUUCCGUCCUCCCAUACGCAAUGUUUGUAAUGUAAUGUAUUGUCAUCAUUUUGCAUUUUAGCUCAUAUUUGUAAUUUGACAGAUUAUUUUUGUUGCACAGAUGAAUUUGGUGGCAUAUUGGAUUACUACAGUCAAAUUCAGUGAUUUAAAAAAUCACUGUGUUCAAUCACUCUGCAACUCCUGCAAGAUGUGUUUGAGGGAACACUUAUUGUACUGUAGAUAUUAUGAUGUAAAUAACUUUUUAAAUGUACUGAACGUUUGCUGUCGUCAUGUUUACGCUAUGGUCUUGUAGAUAUAUUUUUUUGCAGCGGGUUAUUUCUUUUGGUGCAGUAGAUAUUUUGAAAUUGUGUUCUUGAAUGUUCAAUUGGUUUGUUUUUAUUUGAAAGCUGUGAGCCUGUGAAGAGAUACUGAUUCACCUUAAUGCCAUCAUUUAAUUUAUUAUUAUUAUUAUUAUUGAGCAUGUCUUUAAAUGGACCUAUGAUAUGAUUAAAUGACAUACAUGUGAUUCUACAA
Phyllopteryx taeniolatus (common seadragon) is the source of this 5242-nucleotide messenger RNA. It is a transcript of the gene tmem198aa, whose product is annotated as transmembrane protein 198a. NCBI's taxonomy places the organism in Eukaryota, Metazoa, Chordata, Actinopteri, Syngnathiformes, Syngnathidae. The coding region runs from base 542 to 1729 and encodes 395 amino acids. Gene Ontology annotation, biological process: positive regulation of canonical Wnt signaling pathway. Gene Ontology annotation, cellular component: plasma membrane; cytoplasmic vesicle. The record is from RefSeq and is a predicted model, not a curated record. The transcript is spliced from 7 exons.